AUGCCUGCCACUGUCUCUGUCCUUUACCCCAACGAGGCCGAUGCCAAGUACAACAUCGAUUACUACGUCGAGAGCCACAUGCCCAUGGCCGCUGCCACAUGGAAGUCCGCCGGCGUCAAGUCCUGGAAGGUCACCAAGUACUCGGCGUCCCCCGACGGAAAGCAGCCCAAGUACGCCUUCGCCGGCAUUCUCACCUUCGACAGCGUUGAGAGCAUUCACAAGGCGCUCGCUUCACCCGACACGGCCAAGGUCAUGCAGGACGUCCCCAACUACAGCAACAAGGAGCCUGUUUUCUUGAUCGGCGAGGACGCGAAGGAGGCUACUCUUUGA
Messenger RNA from Colletotrichum abscissum, 330 nucleotides. RefSeq lists its product as uncharacterized. Gene Ontology annotation, molecular function: oxidoreductase activity. The record is from RefSeq and is a predicted model, not a curated record. The transcript has a single exon. Lineage: Eukaryota; Fungi; Ascomycota; Sordariomycetes; Glomerellales; Glomerellaceae. The coding region runs from base 1 to 330 and encodes 109 amino acids.